Messenger RNA from Vitis vinifera (wine grape), 576 nucleotides. RefSeq lists its product as uncharacterized. The record is from RefSeq and is a predicted model, not a curated record. Lineage: Eukaryota; Viridiplantae; Streptophyta; Magnoliopsida; Vitales; Vitaceae. The transcript is spliced from 3 exons. The coding region runs from base 1 to 576 and encodes 191 amino acids.
AUGGAUUAUGGUCCCAGGAAAGACAAACUGGGAUACAUCAAUGAAGACUACCCCCAACCACCAGAAACCGACCCCUCAUUUCAUAAAUGGCGCAUUGAGAAUGCCAUGGUGAAAGACUGGUUGAUCAACUCCAUGGACCAUUAUUUGGUCGUGAACUUUAUUCGCUACCCAACGACUAAACAGGUAUACGAGCUCAGACGUCGUGUAUCUCGAAUGAAACAAGCAGGUGGAUCUAUAGAGAAAUACUAUAACAAUCUACAGGGUUUGUGGCGAGAGAUCGAUUUUCGUCGACUGAAUUCGAUGGCAUAUGCUCACAUUCGAAGGGAAGAUUUCCGACAAUCUGUGAUGGUAUCGAGAGCGGAAGUAGUGGCUAGUGGUGCUAUUAUGGCCAUCAAAGGAGUGAAAUCUGGCCACUCACAAACUUUGCUAAAGUCUGGAUCUUCCUCACAAUCCAAAGGUCACUCAGAUGGGAAUAAGUGCACUCAUUGUGGGAUCACAAAACAUACUCGGGAAACCUGUUUCAAAUUGCAUGGCUACCUAGACUGGUGGCACGAAUUACAAGCCCAAAAGAAAUGA